UCUGGCCCCUGCAGCAUCUUCCUAGCCGCGCCCGGUUCAGAGCCCCGCCUUUACCCCUCCCACUCCCUGUGGGCCACGCCCCUGCCUUGUGGAGGGCCCUCCCACCUUUCCAAGUUAGGGUCAGAGGCAUGCUUCUUUCAUAUAGGUGAUUCUUAGAAAGGUACCCCCUUAUACAUUUGGAACACCUCCAAGCUCCCUCCCAGAGGAUGGGGACACAGGAGGCAGGAGCAAAAUCCACCCUCACCCCCUGUCACUCCUUAGGAUGGGGGCUGACUGGGUGACGUCUCCGGGGCAUUUGCUGCUUCAGGAAUGCCCAGUGGUCUUGGGGUGGAGGAGUUCCCCUGGCUGACCCAGGCAGACUCUGGGCCCAGAGGGGUUCUCCCCACCUCUUCCUUCCACCAGGAGGAGGAAACCUCGGGUCCCAGCCCGGACAUGCCGGCCACUGCAGAGCCCAGCUCCAGUGAGACCGACAAGGAGGUGUCCCCAGUUGUGGCUGUUGUAGACACCUCCUCUUCCAUGGGGGAGGAGCCAGGCUCUGACCAGGCAGCCACACCCCCAGUGUGGGAACGUGGAGGGCUUGGAGGGACCCAGCAGGGUGCCUCCCCAGCCCCAGACAGUGGCCAUGCUGGCCCUGGACCCGGCCUUGGCCUGACCAGCACUGUCUCCGGAACCAGUGAGGACCUGCGGCCUCCCAGACGACGCCCACCACCAGGGAAGCAGAUACCCUGCUCCAACCCUGGCUGCUGCCUCAGUUUCCCCAGCGUUCGAGACCUGGCACAGCAUCUGCGUACUCACUGCCCACCCACACAGUCCCUGGAAGGCAAGCUCUUCCGCUGUUCCGCCCUGAGCUGCACCGAGACUUUCCCCAACAUGCAGGAACUGGUGGCACACGGCAAGCUGCACUACAAACCCAAUCGCUACUUCAAGUGUGAGAACUGCCUCCUGCGCUUCCGCACGCACCGCUCCCUCUUCAAGCACCUGCACGUUUGCGCCGAGCAUGCGCAGAGCCCAGCCCCGCCGCCACCCCCCGCCCUCGACAAGGAGCCACCGGCGCCCGAGCGCCCCGCGGAGUCCGACCCUGCGUCGGCGCCUGGGCUACAGUUCCCGCUUCUCGAGCCGUUCACGACCCCUGCCCCUGCCCCCACCGGGCCUUUCCUGCCCUACUUGAACCCCGCGCCUUUUGGCCUAAGCCCCCCACGCCCGCGCCCCUUUCUGGCCGCCGCUCCCGGGCCGCCCGCCUCCAGCGCCGCAGUCUGGAAAAAGAGCCAAGGUGCCGGCGGCAGCCCGCGAAGACCCCAGGGCGGCUCCGAUACGCCCUCAGGGCACGCGGCCCCGAGCCGCAUCGUGUGGGAGCACACGCGCGGCCGCUACUCGUGCAUGCAGUGCGCCUUCUCCACGGCCUCGCGGCCCGCCAUGACCCUACACCUGGAGGACCACCGCCCCAUCGCCCCCGCGGCCCCGGCGCCCGGGCAGCCGCGCCCCGACGCGCCGGCGGACCCGGCCCCGCUGGCACCCAAGGUGUCGCCGCUGCUGUCAGAGGGGGAGUGUCCGGUUUUCUCGCCGCUCUGAACCACGCCGCGUUGCGGGUGGGCUGUGGGUAGUUUUGUAAUUUUAGGGGGGCCUGCGAUGGGCGGGGUGGCGGGACAAUAAAGGAGGCAGAUGAGCCAGC
Molecule: messenger RNA, 1669 nt
Organism: Kogia breviceps (pygmy sperm whale)
Lineage: Eukaryota; Metazoa; Chordata; Mammalia; Artiodactyla; Physeteridae
Gene: ZNF414
Product: zinc finger protein 414
Source: RefSeq, a predicted model, not a curated record